Talaromyces proteolyticus is the source of this 1083-nucleotide messenger RNA. RefSeq names its product oxidoreductase, zinc-binding protein. The record is from RefSeq and is a predicted model, not a curated record. Bases 1 to 1083 code for a protein of 360 amino acids. Gene Ontology annotation, molecular function: zinc ion binding; alcohol dehydrogenase (NADP+) activity. Gene Ontology annotation, biological process: alcohol metabolic process. The transcript is spliced from 5 exons. Lineage: Eukaryota; Fungi; Ascomycota; Eurotiomycetes; Eurotiales; Trichocomaceae.
AUGCCUUAUCCCGAGGAAGCUCAGGGUUUCAUGAUUGAUGGGCCUGCAAACUGGACCUCCUUCCAAAAGCGUUCAUUCCCGUUGAAACCAUUUGGCGAGAGCGACGUUGACGUGAAGGUCGAGGCAUGUGGUAUUUGCGGAAGUGACGUUCACACGGCCAGCGGUGGUUGGGGGCCUAUGCAUUUUCCAUUGUGCUGUGGACAUGAAAUCGUUGGAACCGCUAUUAGAAUAGGACCUAAAGUCACAAACAUCAAACAAGGACAAAGAGUUGGCGUGGGAGCACAGGUCUAUUCCUGCGGCGAGUGCAAGCAAUGCAAGAACAACAACGAGACUUAUUGCCCCAAUAUUAUAAUCGACACGUACGGUUCCAAGUGGCCCGACACUGGUAUCAUUAGCCAGGGUGGUUACUCUUCACAUGUGCGCGCUCAUGAGCAUUGGGUUUUCCCGAUUCCGGAGAAAUUAGACACCAACGUUGUCGCUCCCAUGCUAUGCGCCGGUAUCACGGCAUUUUCUCCAUUAGUCCGCAACGGUGCCGGUCCGGGAAAGAAGGUCGGUAUCGUGGGCAUGGGAGGAAUUGGGCACCUUGGUAUUAUGUUUGCGAAGGCCUUAGGUGCUGAAACCUGGGCCAUCUCCCGCACCCGAGCAAAGGAGGCAGAUGCUCGAAAAUUGGGAGCUGAUGGGUUUAUUGCAACUAGCGAAGAGGGAUGGGACCAACAGCACCGUUUUUCCUUCGACCUUAUUGUGAACUGUGCCAACUCAUCGCGGAAUUUCGACCUGGCCAGAUAUCUUUCCAUGAUGGACGUGCACGGCCGGUGGGUGAGUGUUGGUCUACCAGAAGAAGAGGGACAAAUCAUCAAAGCGCAGAAUCUGAUCGACAACGGCGUCUUGAUUGGUGCUAGCCAUCUUGGAAGUCGUAAGGAAAUGCUUCAAAUGCUUGAUUUGGCUGCAGAGAAGAAUCUUGGGACGUGGGUUGAAACGAUCGACAUAAACGAAGAGAAUCUCAAGGAGGCGAUGCUUCGGAUGAAGAAGGGAGACGUUCACUAUCGAUUCACACUGACUGGCUUCGACGAGGCAUUUCCAUAG